Molecule: messenger RNA, 786 nt
Organism: Eublepharis macularius
Lineage: Eukaryota; Metazoa; Chordata; Lepidosauria; Squamata; Eublepharidae
Gene: MRAP2
Product: melanocortin 2 receptor accessory protein 2
Exons: 3
Coding region: 1-615 (204 amino acids)
Biological process (GO): regulation of adenylate cyclase-activating G protein-coupled receptor signaling pathway; protein localization to plasma membrane
Cellular component (GO): plasma membrane; endoplasmic reticulum
Molecular function (GO): signaling receptor regulator activity; type 4 melanocortin receptor binding; type 5 melanocortin receptor binding
Source: RefSeq, a predicted model, not a curated record
AUGGCUGCACAUCGAUUUAACAAAACAUCACAACAUGCUUUGUCAAAUUCUGAUUACACUUGGGAAUAUGAAUAUUAUGAGUAUGGGCCCGUUUCAUUUGAAGGACUCAAGGCUCAUAAGUAUUCCAUUGUGAUUGGGUUUUGGGUUGGCCUUGCUGUCUUUGUCAUUUUUAUGUUCUUUGUACUCACCUUGUUGACAAAGACAGGAGCUCCACAUCAAGAGAAUGCAGACCCUUCUGAGAAAAGAUUCUGCAUGAACAGCUUUGUGGCUGAAUUUGGAAGGCCAUUAGAUUCCGACCAGAUCUUUUCCCAUCAAGCCGCUGAGGAAUCCAGGUUGCUCUUCCACUGUUACAUCAAUGAAGUUGAGAAUUUGGACAGGGCAAAACAAUGCUGCAAAGCUCCAGUUCUGGGCAGUAACAUCCAGUUCCAGGAAGUGGUCCAGAGCUCUGGGAGAUUUGAAGAGGAGCUGAGUUGUCCCACAAAAUUCAACAUCCCCAACUUUGUGAACACUGACCAGAACUCUUCCCUGGGUGAAGAUGAUCUGCUGAUUUCAGAGCCACCAAUUAUUUUAGAGAGCAAACCAGUUAGCCAAACUUUACACCAGAUUCUCAACUGAAGACACUUGAGCAAAGUGUAGAUCUGUAAUUCAGCAGGGACUCCUGUGUAGUGGCAUCACACCUUUUACAUCUAUGUUAAAACAGCGGUCUGUUCUUUGACUCCCAUACUAUGUUUCAUUUGUUAAUACAGGACUACUGUUGACUGAGUCCAUGUAAUAUGGAUGUUUUGU